Molecule: messenger RNA, 1762 nt
Organism: Halteromyces radiatus
Lineage: Eukaryota; Fungi; Mucoromycota; Mucoromycetes; Mucorales; Cunninghamellaceae
Product: major facilitator superfamily domain-containing protein
Exons: 9
Coding region: 22-1677 (551 amino acids)
Biological process (GO): basic amino acid transport; transmembrane transport
Cellular component (GO): fungal-type vacuole membrane
Molecular function (GO): basic amino acid transmembrane transporter activity
Source: RefSeq, a predicted model, not a curated record
UUUUUUUCCUUCAUUAUUGAAAUGACAACUGAAACGGAUAGACUCUUUCAUAAAAAUAAACAAUAUGAUGCUUUGUAUAAUGAUAUGGAUGAUACAAUACACCUUGUUACUGAUGAAUUAGAUGAUGAUAUUGAUUCUCAGUCUGAUAAUGAAAAGAAUCUUGGUGAUGUCUCUUUAUUUCUACUCACUCUUUGUCUUUGUAUUGGUGCAUUUUUGGCAGCUCUAGAUAGUUCGAUUGUUUCUACGAUCUUUAAUAUUAUUGGUACUGAAUUCCAAAGUUCCAAUUUAGCGGUUUGGGUUAUUACCUCCUAUUUGCUCAGUGCAUCUGCAUUUCAACCGAUGUAUUCAAAGAUCAGUGAUAUUGUAGGUCGUAAAACAACCUUGGUUUUCAUUCUCACGUUUUUCUUGAUUGGAUCUGUUGGAUGUGGUGCUGCUCAAAAUAUGGUACAACUGGGUAUAUUUCGGGCCAUUGCAGGUCUAGGUGGUUCCGGAGCUAUGGUCAUGAGUUCUGUUGUCAUUCAUGAUCUUGUAGAAAUGAAGAAACGUGGACAGUAUCAAUCUUAUAUUAACAUGUCACAGACGGUUGGUGCUGCAGUUGGUGCCCCUUUGGGUGGAAUGAUCAAUGAAAUGUUUGGAUGGAGACAUUGUUUUUAUUUAAACGUACCUCCUUGCUUGUUUAUUCUCUAUGUUUAUAUCUAUCGUUUGCAAAAUUAUAACCUAUCUGAACAUUGGUCAACCAAUCUGGCUUCCAAAUGCAAACGAAUUGAUUAUUUCGGUGCUCUUUUAUUACUGAUCGCCAAUACUACAUUUGUUAUCGCCACUUCCUUUGGUGGAAAUACUCUUGAAUGGACAAAUCCUUUGAUUAUUAUGUUAUUAGUCCUCUCUCCCAUCUUCUUUGUCUUGUUUGCUAUCAAUGAAUUCUACUGGGCUUCCUAUCCUAUGAUUUCAAAAGAAUUGCUCAAGAAUCGCAAUGUCGUGGCUGUCUGCUUGAACAACUUUUUCUUGUGUAACUCUACUAUGACCUUGAUCUUUUUGGUGCCUCAAUUCUUUAUGGGCGUUCUUGGUUAUCCAUCUUCUGCUGCAGGUUUAUGGACAUUCAGUCGUACGGCUUGUGUUGCAUUAGGAUGCUGGGUUGCUGGAAAGAUCUUGGCUGUCAAAGGAAGAUAUUAUCGUUAUAUUCUAUUUUCCAUGGUGAUUCAACUGAUAGCUACGAUACUCACAUACAGCUGGACUCCGUCAACACCAAUUUGGUCUAUGAUUUUCACCAUGAGUUUUGAAGGUUAUGCUUUUGGAUCAGUUUUUGUCUUUACAAUGGUAGCUUUGGUUGCGGACAUUGAUCAUCAAGAAACAGCUUCUGCUACAUCAAUGUUAUUCCUAUGUCGAUCAACUGGAUGGUUAAUGGGUGGUAGUCUUUCAGCAGCCAUACUUCAAGCUUCAUUGAAAGAGAAUCUCAUUCGUUCCAUAAGUGGACCUCAAGCAAAAGAAAUCAUUGAAUUUGUACGAACUUCUAUUUCAAAAAUUCGAUUAUUGUCACCUAGUAUUCAAAUCAUUGUCAUCAAGUCGUUACAAGAUGCUAUCCAUAGUUCCAUAUAUUAUGCCGUGAUUACCUCUGUACUUUGUCUAGUUGUAUCUUGUUUUAUGAAAAAUUGUGAUCUUCUUCACAAGCAAUCCAAAUAGAUAUCCUUAUAUUAUUGUUACACAAUUACUUCAUUCAACAAUAGUCUUUGCAUGUUAGAAUUCAUUAUUUUUUUUAGUAUCAUCC